CCCUUAAUCAUCUUUGGUGCUCUCCUCUGCAUUUUUUCUAGAAUCUCAACAUCAAAUAAACCUCAAAUACUUUAUUUGAUGCUUAAUUACAACACGGGCAUGUAUAUAAACACACAUCUCUGACUUUCGUGAUUUAAGCUGUAAAGACCUGUCAGAGUACAACAUGAGCAGUUUUGUGCAGACAUUGUUUACUUUAUUUCAUCUCCAAUUUGAAGAAUUGUGGGGCAGAUAAUAAGAAGGGUUUCUACAGGCCAAACAUCUGGAAGAAUGCUCCGGAUAUAGUGGGAUGUGGGGCUGUCAGCUGAGGCAGGCACUCUGCAGCGUCCACCAUCAACUGAAGAAAAGUUUCGGGAUUCUCCCAGCUUCGACCCAUUGGCAUCACACGGUUCCCACCUCGCCCAGCUGUGCCUGGCAGUUAAAUGAUGGUCAUCUAGAGCUGAAAUACAGGGACACUCUGAUGCGCUUCGAUUACUUUUGGCUGCGGGACCACUGCCGCUCGCCGUCUUGCUACAACACCAAGACCAACCAACGCAGUCUGGAUACGGCCAGUGUGGAUCUCACGAUCAAGCCCCAGGCGGUACGAGUCGAUGAGACCACGCUCUUUCUCACCUGGCCAGAUGGCCACGUGACCAAGUAUGGUCUGGAAUGGCUGAUGAUGAACAGCUACGAGGGACAGAAGCAGCAGGUCAUGCAACCCCGGAUCCUGUGGAACGCUGACAUUUACCAGGAAGCUCAAGUGCCCUCCGUCGACUAUCGCAGUUUCUUGGAAACCAAUGAGGGGCUGAGAGAAUUCCUGCAGAACUUCCUGCUAUACGGCAUUGCAUUCGUGGAAAACGUUCCCCCGACCAAAGAGGACACGGAAAUCAUAGCAGAGAGGAUUAGUUUGAUCAGAGAAACUAUUUAUGGCAGGAUGUGGUAUUUCACCUCUGACUUCUCCCGUGGAGAUACUGCAUACACCAAACUGGCUUUGGACCGUCAUACAGAUACCACUUACUUUCAGGAACCUUGUGGCAUCCAGGUAUUCCAUUGCCUCCGGCAUGAAGGCACGGGGGGCCGGACGCUUCUGGUGGACGGUUUCUAUGCCGCGGAACAAGUGCUCCAGCGAGCACCAGAGGAUUUCGACCUUCUGACGAAGGUGCCACUGAGGCACGAAUACAUCGAGAACAUGGGAAGCUGCCGCAACCAUAUGAUUGGGGUUGGGCCUGUCUUGAAUAUCUACCCCUGGAACAAGGAGCUCUACCUGAUCAGGUACAAUAAUUACGACCGAGCUGUCAUUAACACAGUGCCUCAUGAAACUGUGCACCGUUGGUACAUCGCACACCGCACACUCACCACUGAGUUGCGGAGGCCAGAGAAUGAGCUCUGGGUCAAACUGAAACCAGGCAAAGCCCUCUUUGUGGACAAUUGGCGAGUGCUGCACGGCCGAGAAUCUUUCACAGGAUAUCGCCAGCUCUGCGGUUGCUACCUCACGAGAGAUGAUGUGCUAAACACAGCCCGUUUCCUUGGCCUUCAAGCCUAGGCUGGCUUGUACCUCCGAUGGUCGGGAGCUGCUGAUUCGUGAAUGGAGAGAAAAAAGUGUUUACCUCACACCUCACAGGAGGUGUUUACCUCCUGUCCCAAGAGAGAGGAGAGGUCCUCUCAGCAUCACUUGAGGUCCAUCCAAUGUUGUCUACUGCCUUUUCUUCACUCUCCCCGUUCUAAGCUCCCUGAUUGGUUCUCCUUGGUUUCCAUUGCCCAUUGGCUCAACUCAGGUCAGAUGGACUUGACAGCCAUGUAAGAGACCUGCUCUGACCUCCAAGGUGCUACCUCUGGUGCCUUUUGCUAUUGAAAGCAGCCUUGUCCUCUUGAGGAGACCUCCCACAUACAAAACCAUCAAGAUUAUACUGGACGUACAUUCUUGAAAACGGGUAGAGUCUCAAGGAAAGUUAAGUUAGUUCAUUGGCAAGACCUGUUGUCUUUCCAGCCUUUUGAGACUUCCCAGAUAGACCGGUACCCAAUGCUUGAAGGUUCUUCUUCUCCAUGUCUCUUCUCUUUCCUGCCUGCUGGUGAUGUAGCCAUGUGAUGGGGACAGUUGCUUCAGAAAGCCUUAGAGCAGGAGGAAGGAAGAAAACACACAGAUCUGAGGAGGGGAGACAAUAUUAAGUCCCAAUUUCCACAGCACUGUAAAAAUAAUAAUGACGAUAAUGAUAAAACUAUAGCACUGCAUUUCUUUCCAGCUUACUCUGUUGUCCAUUCUUCAUCUUGGUCAUUGCUUCAACUUUCUCCAGAAUCUCUUUGCUGUCCGUUCUAUGCUGGGAAGAAGCACAAUCCAAUAAUUUCCUUGCUUUGUUUCUUUCCUUUGUUCUUUCCUUCAAAGGACUUUAUUGACAACAAGAGGCCAUACCUCUCAGAAGCCGCCAACCUUUGUUCUGAACUAAAGCUCCAACCAUCAGAAAGAGAGAGAAAGAAAAGAUACUUGUUUAUUCCUCUUAGCUAGCUGAGUGAAAAGAGUUGCAUGUUUUCGCUUUGACUGGCUUUCUUGGUAGCACCAGUCUCUUCAGAAGAAGAGCAAGUGGAGCCUUUAGCUGAAACUGAGAUGAUUGGGUCAAAGAUCUAAGUGGAGGCGUUGCUUCCGCGAUCUGCUCUUAUCCCCAGAUCCUUGAGUUCCUUCACUAGGAACGAGGAAUUCUAGAUUGUCAUUCCUUUUAGAGAUGGGUGAUGAUCAUUGCUUGCACCCCUGACUCCCGUUCCUACUGCAUCUCUUGAGCAAGACCCAACAGGGAUGCUCAGAACCUCUCUAGGAAGCCAAGAUAUGCCAAGAACAAGAACAAGAAGCAGCCGAAGCCAGCUUUUUGCCUUCAAACCAAAUAGAAAUUAUCUUGGGCUUGAAGUGACAUUUUCAUUAUUAAUAACAAAGGAUGGAACUCUUUGUCACAACUUGAGAUGCAAAUUCUGUGGUUGAGUUGGUUUUCCUGGGCCAAACUUCAAAACUAAUCAGUGCAUGAGUUUAGGAGUAGAAAGAGUGUCUUAGACCCUUUUAGAAGAAAUGUUUGUUCGUGGUUGUCAUUGGUUGAAUCCGUUGGCCCUCGUUGGAACAUUUCUGCUAAUUAAGGAAAGUCAACCCUCUUUCCUAUGUUCAAAGCUGAGCACUUGAUCCAUUUCAAAAAAACAAGAGCUAUUCUUUUUGGUCCUCCAAGAAUUAUAUUGAACAUACAAACCUGCUAAGUAAGAAACUCUAGAAAAUGAAUUUUGCAAGUUCUUAUAUACAUCAGGAAGUAGCUACCAUUUUCCUUAGACAGCAUUCUGUUCUUUGCAGCUUUCGAAUUAAAAUAGUGGGAAAACUGGCAAGAUUCCUCCAAAUCUAGAAGGAUACAGUUUGAACCUCGCCAAACUGCAGAAGUCAUAUUUUGAACUACAACAUUUCCAAUCUUAAAUAGGGGAGCAGGAGAGAGAAUGCUUCUCCAAGGAACUAGAGUCGUACAUGAACAUCAGCAAUUUAGGUCUAGUUGAACUUUCUCCCUGAGAUGCUCAUGUUCUUUAAGGAAUAUAUUUUAGGUUUGCUAGAUCAUGAAACAGGAUUUAUCUCAUGAGCUCCAAGCUGAUGUCUGAAGUCAUUUUGCCCAGCUAUAGUUUGCUAUACCUCAUUGAGUUGAUGUUCUUUGCAAGAACCAGAUCUGUAUGCGCUUCUCUCCUUUCUUGCCUGUAGUUUUGGACUUUGUUUUAACUUGAUUGAUGUAGUAGCACUUUUUGCUCUUAACACUCCUAAGGACUUCUAGACAACUCGACUACUUCUAGUUCAGUUUUUAGCAGCAGAAGAUAUUUGGUACUCGAGGUCAUUCCUAACUUGAUUUUCUUAACACUGUAUGAGUUUCAUCACUACAUAGAAGACAUCACAUGUAGAGGUGGCGCAAAUAUGAUCUUUGGAUCAAGACAACUUCUACAGCUGUCUGGUAUUUAUUAGCUACUAAGUUAUAUUUACUAACUUCUAAGAAAGUCUUUGCAAAAAAGUACGACUUGGGUUGUGUUUUCGGUAUGUUUUGUGGUUUUGUUAUAAGUCGCUGAGAUCUCUUCAUCCUGUCCCUCACAUGGCUGCUCAUUUGUCACAAGAUUGUUAUGGUCACCGUUAGCCCUCAAACUUUGUAAUUGUUUCCUGUUGCUCUGCUUUUAAUUAAAAAAAAAAUCAGC
Pseudonaja textilis is the source of this 4164-nucleotide messenger RNA. NCBI's taxonomy places the organism in Eukaryota, Metazoa, Chordata, Lepidosauria, Squamata, Elapidae. The record is from RefSeq and is a predicted model, not a curated record.